UCCAUCUGGAAAGCCUGGGUUGUCCCAUGGGUUAGCCCAAUCCUCUUUUUGGAUCUUCCUUUUAAAGAAUGUUUUAGUGCUGGGUGACGUGCAGUUUCUUUCUGAGUCUCUCUCAAGACCGUGGAACUGUGAUAAGCUGCUGCUGCUGCUGUUGGCACGUGCCCAACCUGCAAAAUCUCACUGUCCCAAAAAGCACUCGGGCUUUCCAUGGCUGUUGGAGCGUGAGGCUGGGCUGCUCCGUGGUUUGAUAGCUCUUGUUGCAUAUCAGUCCUAAGUACCUGGCAAAUCCUGGGUUCACUUCUGUUCUGUGCUCAGAAAUAUGUGCUCAAGAGACCUGGGGGAAAGCUGUGUGGAAAUCAGAGUAUUCAGAUAUUCACACUUGUUCUUUUCUAGAUUUAGUGGAUUAUGGAUUUUUUAGGCUGAUGUCUUCAGGGGCGAAAGAGAAAAUUAUUUAGAACUGGGGGCGUGAGUAGGGUCUGAACACAAAAGCCCCAGCUGUGGGGAUCUGUGACCUGGAGCAGAACUUUUGUUUUCCAGUGCAUACUGUGAAUUUUGUGCAUCUAUUUAACUAUUUCUUGUUAAAAGAAAAAGAGAAAAAAGAAGCCCAAAAAGAAAAAAAAAAAAAAAAGAAAGUUAGAGGGCUUUGCUGCUUACCUGGUGAUGACUUCUGAAACAGGUCCAAGUAGAGGGCUUUGUGUAGUGUUGUUUUUGAUCUGGCACCAGAGAAUUGUGGCAGCAUGAAGUGCUGAGGAAAGGAGGUCACACACCUGUGCCGAUGAAUUCCCCUUUCUGCUGGAGCUGACCGGGUUUGUUUGCCAGCAGUUGUGUCUCGGAGGCUGCUGUUAUUCUUGUGUUUUGGUGACUCUUUAGCUUUCCUCCUUCCAUUUGGGUGUGGAAAUCCAUCGCAGUUCCAGCUGGCAAGGUGUGUUUUUGCAGGCUGAAGCAGAAUUAACCGCUGUGUGUUGAGUCCAGAUCUCGCUUGUGUGUAUUUACCCCUCACUGUGUACAGCGUGGGCAGUGUAAUGCCAGAGCUUCAGGCUUUUGUGUCAGAGCACAGUUGCUGAAAUGUCUAAAAAAGUUUGGCUACGUAUGUGUAUAGAGCUAAGACUUGCUUGAUUUUUGGUUUAAGGAGAAAUAUUUAUUGGCAGUGGUAGAAAAUGAGCCGAAUAUUCCCAUUUUUAUCCCAGGAAGUGAAAGUUGCCAGACUGAAAUUCCCAGGUUUGGGAGCUCUCUGCACUUGAGCCAUUUUAGCCUUUAACUUGGCCUCUGAGAGUUUCAGCUGUGCUUCAAGGUGAGAAUGGAGUGUUUGUUAAACUUCUGGGGCUCUUUUUUUUUCCCCAAUUAGAUUUGCAGCCAAAAUGAUGGUAGGAACAGUUGCGUGGAAAUUGGCACCGGGAAGUGCUGACUUCUUCUGGGCCAGAGGAAAUCUGUGCUGUGGAGGGCGGGGGUUGUUUGUUUCUGGUUUGUUUUUUAGUCUGCAGGAGCACCGGAGUGAGGAAGCUGCACUCCUGUGUCUUGGCUGCACGCUGGAUGGAGCCCUUGUGCACCUUGUGCUGCUCGGAGAGGACCUGGACACAGGCUGAGCAGUGUCUUCCUCCUUCCUCCUCCUUCCUGGGACAGGUUGUGCAGGAGCAGGAGGGGCUUCUCCUCCCCCUCCUUUAGCAGCAGUUUUUGAGGAGCCAGACCAGUGUAAGCAAGCAGCAGCUUUCCUUGCACAAGUGUUUUUGGUAGCCAGGAGCCCCCUGUGAGCCAGGAAGCACAAUCCCAUUUGUCCUUUCCCCCUGGAUGGAGCUGGGAUAAGGUGCUGAGUGGUUCUGGUGAAGGCUUGGAUUCUGUGCUUGUGUUGCCUGAUACAGAAUUGAUUUUUUUUUUUUUUUUGCAUUGCAGUAUUAGCCUUUACUGUCAACUGCUAAAUCCAGUUUGGAAUGAUCCCUGGGACAGCCAUGGUACAAAGCCUUGGGAUCAGGCUUUUCCUGCAUCCCCUGGGGAGUUCUGGCUGUGCAGGUGUGGCGGGGAGUUUAGAGGGAGAUGAGAGCCGAAGGUGUGUGCGUUGUGUCACAGCUGUGUGACUGCCACCACGGGGGCAGCUGCAGUGUCAGCCUGUGUUCCCUGGCUAUUCCCUGUCGCCUGCUUAGUCAUGCAGUCGCAGGAUUUCCCAACGUGUGCCUGCAGGAAUAUUGGAUGCAUGAGUAGAACGUUUCAUCUCAGCUUACAGAUGCAUUGGUGUAGCUGCAGUCGCUGUGUGGCAGAAUUCACGUCUGCCUUCCACAGUGCUCUGUAUCCUUGUGGGAAUAAUUUUCAUUUUAGUCACCCCCCCUGGAAGGAUGUUCUCAAAUUCAGCGGUUUUGCUAAGAAAACAGUAAUGUUUGGCAAAUUAAAAAAAAGUUUGAGACUGAGGAAGUGGCAGAUGGGUUUGUACAGAGAGGACUCACAUUAUAACUAAGAGUUUUAUUCUGAAUGCUUCGUGCUCCUUUUGGGAGCAUUGCUUUCCCUUAAGGCUUUGUCAGUGUUUGGGGAAAGUAAUGUCAUUAUUUAAAACCAAACCUUAUAAAAAUGCGCUGAAUUUAAAUAGCUCAAACCCUCCAAGGAUUUUCCUGUAUCCCAUCUGUACAGUUCCACAGUGCUCUGGUGGGGAAGAGCCCUUUGGAUGGAGCUUUGCACUUGGAUAUUUUUCCUGAGCUUCAUUUCUCUCCAUGCCAUUAUGAAGGCAGGUGUUUGCUGCCUUAUCUGCUGUGUGAUUGCUUCCUCAAAUCUCAGAGGUGUGCAUAUGUUGUGGUGCAUUUAUUUUUAUAGCAGCCUUUUAACUUAGCAAUUAAUAGUUUAUUUUCUUUUUGCCUAAUUGCACACGUGUAUUUUCUGAAAUUGUCUGCAGGGUCAGUGAGAAGCUUCCAAAAGCCUUACAAAUCAAAGUUCAGCUCUGUUGAAAAGCAGAGCAGUGCCCAGAGUCUUGUCUUUUGGUUGUCUAAACAAAGCCACAACAUCACUGCGAGUGUCCUUCCAGGUUUCCUUGUCUUGUCCCUUCUCCCAGGGACUGGCAUUCGCUCACAGUUUUUAAUCUAUUUUUUUAUGAAGGAAAAAGAAACAAAAACUUACUCAGAAUCUCCGACUUUUGUAUUUUGGGCAAGGGCUUUGGUGAUGGCUGAUUCCAGCUGUUCCUGCAGCUGAACACUUGACAGAAGUUUCCUGGUGCAGCCCUGACCCUUGGAUAGGGACCAGGGACCAUGUUGGGAGGGUCUAGAAUUAGAAGGGUUUUCAGCUCAUAGCUCUGUGUCACUGUGAGCUCGCUGGCAAGGUAAAUACUUGAUGCAUCUCCUAAGGAUGGGGUUUGGGAGGUACCUGGGUAUUCUCAGCGUGUAAAAAUGCCCUGAAUCUGUUAGACAGCUGAAGCAGAGGAAGUGGGAAGGAGAAAUCCUGGGAAAACGCUUAUCCAAAACCUUCGCUGUAGAGGAGGGAAGCAGAGCUGCUGGGUGAGGGGUGUCCUCUGUCCAGAUAUGUUCUGAGGCAGGUCUGCUUCAGCUCUGUAAGCCUGAUUUUUAAAAUGAUAAGUAAUCAGCUGAAUGCCAGAUCUUCCAAGGGAAUACAGCUCUUCCAGAGCAGCAGUGUUUGCUAUCCCUGGCAACACAGUAGUGGUUGAGCGGGGAAUUUUUAGAGGAUGGUUUCAAGUGUCUUUGGGUUUCAUUUAGCAUUCAAAAGUGAGAUGUUCACCAUGAGGACUGAGAACAUGCAGCAGUCACCUUGAGAUCAGCUAAAGAAAGCCUAGGAGGUGCAGUUCACACUCUGAUGGUGAGGUUUGUACAUGCAAGACAGCAGCUUGAUGGUUUACAACAGUGUGAUGCCUCACAUCCGGGAUUCCAGUCAGGCUUUUCCAGCCAAAUGUUGCUUAUUCCCACCCUGUUAAUCAAGGAUCAGACAGCGAGUAAUGCAGAGCAAACUACGUGCUGGGAGAAAAAGGAUCAUUUGGUUCAGGAGGCUUGAUGCAAAACUGGAGAUUGCAGGCUGGGAGCAAUCAGAGAGGUUGUGGAUUGCUCAACCCUGGAAGUAUCCAUGGCCAGGCUGGACAGGGCUUGGAGCAGCCUGAGCUGGGGGAAGGUGUUGGUGCCCAUGGCAGGGGCUGGAAUGAGCUGAGAUUUAAGGUCCCUCCCAACCCAAGCUGCUCUAUGAUCAGCUGUAACAUUUCAAAGGGCACUGAGUUUAUGAAGGCCCACUGUCACAGCAAGCGUCAGAAAGUGAGAUCAAAUGAACUGUACUUGGGAAUUUCAGUUUUUGACUUGCUCACAAGACAUUUCAGCCACUUCUGUUAUCUUGCCAAAGCAUGUUUGGAGGCCAGCCAUGAGCCAAAAGGAAACCACCUGUGCAAGCUGUAAAUAAGUGUGGAGACCUCAGGCUAACAGCAUUUGUGAUGCUUUUUGCUCUAGCACAGCACCAGAAACGUCCGUCUCAAAUCCCUCAGGGAUAUUGCCAGGUGUACAAUUCCAGUGAAGUACAUGUUUGGGGGAUUCUCUAAACAUGACUUUUCACAUGGCCCAACUUUGAAGCUGGCCUUUCAUAAAGCACUUGCUGAGCUUUAUGAGUAUCUCUUUUGUUGUGCUUAGAGCCAGCAAAUCAUUGUCUUGGAAGCCUUUAUCCAAGGGAAAUACAAGCUGCUUUUAAAUUUUAGUGUGUUUCCUUAGAGGGAAUGUGAGGAGAGUUUUAAGGGAAGGUCUGCUGAGGUGAGGGCCUGGGGAGUGUCCUGGCUCAGCACAGAGGGCUGAGCAGGUUCCCACAGCAGGCAGUGAUGCCUGGGGUUUUAGCUUUUAUAUUUUUUAGAUUCUCUGCUACCUGGUAUAUAACUCUGAAACUCCAUAUUGGGUGUUAGUAAGUUCUCUUCACAGGGUAGUUUGACAAAACAAUCCCUUCCCAGCUAGAGAAUCAAGGACAACCAUUUCCCAAAAAGCAUAACAACUGUGAAGAGAAGGGGGUAAGCCAGGGGGACUUCAUGACCUGGAGCUGUAAUUGGACAAUUGAACCCAAUAUGUAGAUGAACCAAAACUUACAAAAGUGUAAACACUCGUGACCAUUCUUGGAUUCAGCCUGGGUGUAGCCCUGGCCAGGCUCUUGUGCUGCCCAGGAUGUAUCCUGUAGAGGCCUUUGAAGAAAUACCGAUUUUGUCCAUUUAGCUCUGCCUAGUCUCUGUCCCAGAUCAGCCUUCCAGGCAUCAGCAGGGGCUGCUGUGAUUGAAGGUGUGAUUUAACGAGGGGAUUUAGGUGUUUUGUACUCUGAUGAAAGAGACUGCAAUGGCUGUUUCAGCUCCCAAAGAAGAGAAGGAGGAGGAGGAAGUGUCCGGCGUGCUCAGCCAUGGCUCUCCCGUGGGCACGGCCCGGCCCGGCCGCAGCUGGCGCAGCAGCCGCGCCGCCGCCCGCCAGCGCGACCCCGAGAACUCCCGCGCCUCCAGGUCUAAGGCUGGCUCCCUGCAGCUCAUCUGCAAGUCAGAGCCCAACUCCGACCAGCUGGAGUACGUGGUCACAGACGAGCAUCAGUCUCCAGAUGGAGUCAGCGAUGAUGAUGAGGAGAUGCUCAUCAGUGAGGAAGAAGUUCCCUUCAAAGAUGAUCCCAGAGAUGAGACCUACAAGCCCCACCUAGAGAAGGAAGCACCAAAGCAAAGGAGAAAAGCUAGCAAGGGGAAGGAGGAAAAAGAAAGGCAGAAAGAGAUUAAAGUGGAAGUGAAAGAAGAGAAUGAGUUUCAGGAGGAUGAAGAACCACCAAGGAAGAGGGGAAGGAGGAGAAAGGAUGACAAGAGCCCAAGGCUGCCCAAGAGAAGGAAGAAGCCUCCGAUCCAGUAUGUCCGCUGUGAGAUGGAAGGCUGCGGCACGGUCCUGGCUCACCCGCGGUACCUGCAGCAUCACAUAAAAUAUCAGCACUUACUGAAGAAAAAAUACGUGUGUCCUCAUCCUUCCUGCGGUCGGCUCUUCCGGCUCCAGAAGCAGCUCCUGCGGCAUGCCAAACAUCACACAGAUCAAAGGGAUUACAUCUGCGAGUACUGCGCCCGGGCCUUCAAGAGCUCCCACAACUUGGCAGUGCACCGGAUGAUCCACACGGGCGAGAAGCCCUUGCAGUGUGAGAUCUGCGGAUUCACCUGCCGGCAGAAGGCUUCCCUCAACUGGCACAUGAAGAAGCAUGAUGCAGACUCCUUCUACCAAUUCUCCUGCAAUAUUUGUGGCAAGAAAUUCGAGAAGAAGGACAGCGUCGUGGCCCACAAAGCCAAGAGUCACCCCGAAGUGCUCAUUGCUGAAGCACUGGCUGCCAACGCGGGCGCCCUGAUCACCAGCACCGAUAUCCUGGGCACUAAUCCCGAGGCCAUUGUGCCGCCCACGGAUGGCCAGGGCCUCCCGCUGCUCCCCGACCCCCUGGGCAGCGCUCCCCCAGCAGAUUGCCUGCUGCUGAGCCCAGAGGGGAUGCCAAAGCCCUACUGUGGCGGGGCAGAGCGAGUGAGCCUGGUGGCUGACGGCAAGCUCUUCGUGGGCAGCGGCAGCAGCGCGAACCCGGAGGGGCUGGUCAUGAACACAGAGAUGCUGGGAGCCAGCACGGAGGUGCUCAUUGAAGAUUCAGACUCCACUGGACCCUAGUGGCAGGGGAGCCGCCUGGGUGCUGGGACAGUUGGGACUCUGUAUUUAAAAGGAAAAGGAAAAAAAAAAAGGAGGAGGCACUUACUGAAAGAGAGGAAAGUUAAACAAAACUUACAAUACUAGUAAAUAACUGAAGGGUCUGCUCCCCUCCAGCGCGGAUCACAGCACAUCCUCUUUCUCCCAACCACUUCUCUCUCUCCCACGGCCCCUUUGUGGAAAGGGGCACGUGCUGCCAUUGCCAGAGCAAGUUGGAUUGAGCGGCGGAUUUCUCCAGGGGAAGGGGCACAGCCGAAACCCCUUGCUCUACCCCAAAGCAGUUGCCUUUCUGGCUCCUUGGCGUGGCCCCACUGGCAAACUAAAAAGCGUUGGACGUGCUCUGGAGAAGUUCCUUAGGACUCCCUCUGCCCCUGGUCCCGACUUCUAUGCACCACUGCACUCUGGUCCUUGCAGUCUCCUCCUUCCUGGCCGGGGCUGGGAGUUUGGCACUUUAGCCCCUCGGCAGGGUGAGCUGUGAAGCAGCAGUGCACAUCCCGCUCCCACCGCGCUCCCCUGCUCCAGCCCUGGCAGGAAGUGGAGGGAGGGAACGCCCUGGCUCGUAGAUCAUGUUUGCUUGGAGAGGCCCGGGGGCUACAGGAGCCCUGCGUGGGAGAGGCAAGGAGGAGCAUCCCAGUUUGACGACAGUAAUUUGCACUUUGAACAUGCUUCGUUUUUGUGUUGUGGUAACAAGAUUCCUUAUUUAUUGUUUAAAAAAGGGUCGGUAUUUUUUAGUUCUGUUCUUAGGGGCGGGGGUGGAAGGGGUUCAGGCUGUUUCCCAGUAGGCUCCAGGGCAGGGAGCUCCAGUGCCAUUGUGCCAGCGGCUGGGAGAGCUGAGGUGAAGGCAGCACUCUGGAGUCAGAUGUGUCUUGCAGCUUUUGCAGAGUAGAGGGAGAGCCCCUGGAGAAGAGCCUGUGUGCAGUGGGAGUCUCUGCAGCAGCGUGUUAGCAGGAGGAUGAGGUGAGUGAUGGGCUGUGUCUCCCUCGCUCCCAGCUCCGGGUGAGCUCCUUGCAUUAAAUGCCUGUUUUGCCUCCAGCCUUUUGGGGAAGGACGUUGUUAGCCAGGAGCUUGUUCUUGUGACUUGUGACUCUUGGGACAGCCGUGAGCUGCUUGCUGCUGGGGGAUGUGGUGCUCCUCAUCCAACUCUGCCUCUCCUUUCCAGGUCUAGACAAAGACACUGUUAGCAGGGACUGGAUAUGGUUUUCUCAGGCUUGUUUAUCCAAGGCAAUAGAUUGAUGUGGGACGACGGGGCUGUCAGCUUUUCUCCCUUCCCUCAUUUUGAGGGGGGAUUGUGUAGCGUGUUCUGAAAGCUUCUCUUUUCUGCACAGACACCCCAGCUUUCCCUGAAAUGUGGCGGGUCAGGUGCUGCUUGCUGGUGUAGUUAGGGCAGCUUUGAGCCCUUGGAAAAGUUUACAUAGGAUCAGAUGUGUCUGCUAUGGAGACUUGGAUUUUUUUUUUUGCUCUUCUCUGAAACUUUGUGUGGAGAUUCAGUGGCCUUGAAUUCGUAGCGGUUUUGGAAGAGGUGAAGAAUAACCUGUUUUCUGUUUGUUUGCUUGUUUUUUGGUUGGGUUUCUGGGGUUGGGAGCAGAGCUGAAGUAUCUUGUCUGAGCACAAGAUCAGCUGAGUUGGUCUGUAGCACACAGCAGCUUGUCGAAAUCGGGUACCUGGGGGUCUGGAAAACCGCAAUAAAACUUGGAAUUUAAUUGGAUUAACAGGAAACUGACUCUGAACACCCACUCUGUCCCCUGUGAUGCCUGGAAAUCCAGCUGUGGCCCAAACAUGCUGGCUUUUCUCAGGCUGUGUGUCCUGGUUUGCCCCCUUCCUCCCUCCCUCUUAGACUGAUACCUUUGUCAGAGCAAGUCGAAGCACUUCCUGGUGCUGGGGCGGGUCAGGCUGAGCAGUUGGGUGUCCCGUGCCCUGGGUGUGGGCAUCCCGUGGUCACGCUGUGGCAGCAGCCUGGCUCACGUGAGGGCCCAGCACACCUGGUGGCAGGUCCGUGGCAGAAAGGUGUUAAACUAAACCAGUUCUUUCAGUUGAGAUGAUCCAGUGUCUUGCUUGGAUUGCUUUACUGUGGUUUCCAGCAGGAAACUUUCCGGGUAGCAGCUGGUCCCCUCCCCUUGCGGGCUAGAGAGGGGCAGCACUCUGGGGACACUUGGUGGCCCUCGGGGCAGGUUGGCUUUGUCCUUCUGACAUGGUGCUGCUGGAGCUGGGUCUGCUGGCCCCUGUGCCUGUGGGAGGUGCAGGGUGGGCAGAGCCUUGCACAGAACACUAAAGGAGAGCUCGGGGGUUUGGUGGUUGAGGGAUGGCACUAAAACGCCUUUGGGCCAAGGGCUUGCUCACCUCUGGUGACCCAGCACUUGGCACCAGGCUGGGGGAGGCUGCCUCGUCCCACGUCCGCCCCAGUGGAGCAGGGUUUGCCCCUGGCUGCACUCCUGGGAUGCAAAAUCAAACAUUUCCUUUGCUUCCCGGCCUGGACACCUCUGAUCUCUGCCUCUCCCUGCCUUGUCCUUCCAUGACACCUCCUGUAGCUCUCCCUUUUCUUUUUCUGGCCGUGGCCAGGUGCCUGUCUGUCCUCUAACCACAGCCUGCUCACUCCUGGUGCAGGAGAGAUGUGUAGCCCCCUUCCCACGCCCCUCUGAAGCCCUAAAACUGACACAGCCCUCCUGCAGCUCCUCCUCCCCUCGAUGUCUCUCCUUCACUCGCAUGCAGUUUGCUUCAAUAAAUUAUUGUAGUAGUUUGCAAUAAACUUUUUUGUAUUUUUU
Molecule: messenger RNA, 9397 nt
Organism: Onychostruthus taczanowskii (white-rumped snowfinch)
Lineage: Eukaryota; Metazoa; Chordata; Aves; Passeriformes; Passeridae
Gene: ZFP91
Product: ZFP91 zinc finger protein, atypical E3 ubiquitin ligase
Exons: 9
Coding region: 5259-6602 (447 amino acids)
Biological process (GO): regulation of transcription by RNA polymerase II
Cellular component (GO): nucleus
Molecular function (GO): transcription coregulator activity
Source: RefSeq, a predicted model, not a curated record